Lingula anatina is the source of this 2451-nucleotide messenger RNA. RefSeq names its product bleomycin hydrolase. Gene Ontology annotation, molecular function: cysteine-type aminopeptidase activity. NCBI's taxonomy places the organism in Eukaryota, Metazoa, Brachiopoda, Lingulata, Lingulida, Lingulidae. Gene Ontology annotation, biological process: proteolysis; response to toxic substance; L-homocysteine catabolic process. Gene Ontology annotation, cellular component: cytoplasm. The record is from RefSeq and is a predicted model, not a curated record.
CUAUUCAGGUCAAGGUCACCACAGCAAGGUCAAGAUGGACACCUCUACUGAGGAAGGAAUCCCUGAUGCUAAUAUCCAGAAAUAUAGAGAGAAAUUUGAGUCAGAUCCAAAGAACCUAUUGGCACAAAACGUUUGUACUAGACAUGAUCCUUUUGAAGCUGCUCUGAAGCGAAACAAACUUACUGAACUGAGCAAUGUGUUUAGUCAUAAGAUUUCAUUGGAAGGCAAACCUGUGACAAAUCAAAAAGCCUCUGGCAGAUGUUGGAUCUUUGCACUGUUCAACUGCAUGAGGGUGCCAUUCCUUAAGGAAUACAAUAUAGAAGAGUUUGAAUUUAGUCAAACCCACAUUUUCUUCUGGGACAAGGUUGAAAGGAGCAACUAUAUGCUCCAUGCCUUUUUAGAUGCUGCUAGGCGAGGAGAGCCAGCAGACGGACGCCUAACAUGCCACCUGCUGUCAGAUCCCAUUAAUGAUGGCGGCCAGUGGAAUAUGUUGGUCAACAUCGUGGAAAAAUAUGGUGUUAUGCCCAAAAAAUGUUUCCCAGAGUCCUACAAUUCAGAGAAUUCAAGAAGAUUGAACUUUUUGCUUAAAAACAAACUCAGGGAGUAUUGUCACAAGAUUUACAAACUUGUAGCUGAAGGAAAAAGUGAUGCAGAAAUCCAAGAAGACAUAGAAACUAUGAUGGAAGAGAUUUACAGAAUAGUAUCCAUCUGUCUUGGCACCCCACCAGAUACCCUAACAUGGGAGUACUAUGACAAAAACAAAGCUUAUCAGAAGGUGGGGCCCAUGUCCCCUAGAGAGUUCUACAGAAAACAUGUGAAACCAUUCUUCAACAUGGAGGAUAAGAUUUGCCUUGUGAAUGAUCCUCGCACAAAUCAUGGCUACAAUAAGUUGUACACUGUAGAGUACUUGGGGAACAUGUCUGGUAAAAAGGUCCUGUAUAUCAAUCAGCCUGUGGAUGUCUUGAAGAAAUUGGCAGCAGAAGCAAUAAGAAAUGAUGAGCCUGUUUGGUUUGGCUGCGAUGUUGGUAAACAUUUCCAUGGCAAGCUUGGAUAUCAGGACCUGACCUUACAUGAUUACGAGCUGCUGUUUGGUACCUCAGUGCAAGUGUUGAGUAAAGAGGAUAGGUUGAUCUUUGGAGAUUCUCUCAUGACACAUGCCAUGGUUCUUACAGCAGUCACAAUAGAGAAUAAUAAGACCAUUAAAUGGAGAGUGGAGAACUCUUGGGGAGAAGACGGCCAAGGAAAAGGUUACUUGGUCAUGACAGAUGACUGGUUUUCUGAAUAUGUGUACGAAGUUGUAAUUGACAGAAAACACAUACAGCAAGAUAUUUUGGAUGUGCUACAACAGGAGCCUAUAGUACUACCUGCUUGGGAUCCCAUGGGAGCACUGGCUUAUAAGGCCAAGUUGUAACACAGGCAGGGUCUGGUACCAAAUUAACUUAUCAAAAUUUAAGUCAGUAUGGAUUAAUGGGUUAAUGAUAUUUCUCAUACGCGAAGAGGCAUUGUAAGCAUUUUUUAAAGAUGCAGUUAUUUUACUGAGGACCAACAGUUUUGAUAUUAUUUGUAAUAUAAUUCCAUUUAAUUUUAGUGGUGAUAGUUGAAUUUUUGUAUUAUAAUCUGUAUUUCCAUUUCAUUUUAGUGGUGAUAGAUUGGUUUCUUAUAUAGAGCAACUUUUAGACAUUUCCAACAAUAUAAUUUUACAUAAUAGACUUUCCUCAUUCCAUAUAUAUAGUAGUGAUAGAGAAUGAUAUAAAACAGUUAGACAUUUCUGUGCUUCACAGUGAAUCACUUUUAGAAAUUUUAUCAUUAUAUACUCAGGACAAUGGAGAUCAGCAGUUUUUGGCAAAAUUGUAAACCGGAAUCGCUUUAUGGAUGUUAAACAAUAGAAUUUUGCACACAGUUUUAGGAUUUGACAGUAAAUAAGUUCAACAUCUUACACAGAGAAGGGUAAUUACUGAUCAUGAAACGUGUGGAUUGAACACAGUAUGAACAUAUAAAAGUGUGCAUGUAGGUGAGUAAACAGAUUAGAUGAUCGGCAGAACAAUCAUAUGACCAAGCCACUGUUGCUAUGUUUUUUCAUAAGAUAUUCAUAUUAUAGUGACUCUCUUAUUUUCACCAAAAUGAAUAGAUUUGUAAAAUGGUAAUCUAAUCAGCAUUUUUAAAGUUCAUUUAUUCAGGUAUAAAGCAUUCCAUAUAUAUAUACAUGUUUUUCCUUAGUCGGCGUGUUGUUUUGCAUAUAAAUGAGAAGUUUAGUUUGGGAAUUCUUGAAGAAAGUAUACAUAGCUCUUCACAACCAUUCGAUCUACAAUCUGUUGUCUGAUUCUCCUUUUUAAAAAAAAUAUUUCAAGAUUAAUAGAAGGGUCACAUAAUUCCUGUCCCAAUUUUACAGAUCACAAUAUUUAUGUAGCUUUUUUAUGAAUAUAAUGAACUGAAUAAAUUGUAAAAAGUAAA